This is a messenger RNA of Trematosphaeria pertusa, 9765 nucleotides long. RefSeq lists its product as uncharacterized. The record is from RefSeq and is a predicted model, not a curated record. NCBI's taxonomy places the organism in Eukaryota, Fungi, Ascomycota, Dothideomycetes, Pleosporales, Trematosphaeriaceae. The transcript has a single exon. The coding region runs from base 1 to 9765 and encodes 3254 amino acids.
AUGGAGGCACCGCCUCCAAUUGUCUCUGUGCUGGAGGCUGCGGUCCCCGUUACACUAUCAGUUGGGUCGACAGGGCCCGCCGUCACCCUCCUACACUCGUAUCUCCUCCAACUAUACUACGCCAAUAAGCCCAGGGAGCCCUUCGUGAACUAUCUACCACCGUCCGAGUUGGCCACAGCAACCUUUGGGCCUCGGACCAGGAUCGCAGUAUUGUCAUUCCAAAAGGAAAACCAAGAUUUGCUCGCCUCGGCUCCCACCGGAACGGUCGACCGGGAGACUGCGACAGUCUUGUACACCAGGCUGAUUCAAUCCAACGUCGACCCCAGACACCCCUCCGUCUUUUUUAUUGUAGGCCGCACCCGAUAUGCGGACGGCUCCGGCAGCUCCGACUUGGUUGUGUCGGUCUAUGACAAAGACUUGCGUGAGCGGAAGCUCCUCUUCGUCACUUCCCCAGAUACGCAGGGGUUCUUCGCCGCCUCGUGUGGCCGCAAGGAGCUAAUUAGGGGCGAUACUGCACGGCUCCCAGCCCUGCUGGCCACUGUCUCGACCAAGAAGAAAGACGUUCUGUAUGCCUCAGGCUUGGACGACAUUAUUUACGAGGCCACAUCUCUAAGCAUCAUCGACAUUCAACUCAUGCAGCGCCCACCCUCUGCUCCAAUGGCAGAUGACUUCACUCAAAUGGUCACAGCCCUGGAUUCAGUCCUUCCUCCGGUCAAAAAGAGCACGGUGCAUAGCCAAGAUGCUUCGCAAGUCUCGUCCGGAGAGGCUGUGGCCAGCCAGGCACGUCAGGCGGUACCGAGUCCUCAACUUGGAGAGCGGAUCCGAUUGCUUCGAGAGGAUGACGAGGCUCGGGACCUCAGCUAUCUUACCCGCCUUAAAACUGUAUCCUUCUCGAAACCAAAUCUUAUCAACGUGGUGCUGGCUCAUCGCUUAGCCGAAUCUGCCCAAUCCGAGGACAAAAUUCCGCUCCCCCCUGAGCUUUUCUACGCCAUCUUAGCCACAGACACCUUCAAAGACAUCGCAGCACCAAGCGCUGAGAACUUAGGUCAAGCCGACCUCGACUUAGCGACCCCAAUCAAACCCUUGCUUUACCAACUAGCUCUCCUCGAUGACUCCGUCAUCACGAGCGCGGUUGCAAAGGCGGUCGCAAGCAGCCUUGCUCCUCCUACAUUGAUUGGCGGUGACUACAUCAGGGAUUGGCAUCGGAUUCGCGAUGCCGCUAAAAACUGGCUUAUAGUGCAACCCACACUCGAAGACCAGAUAUGGGAUCUCAUUCAAGAUUUCUUGGAGAGUGGGAAAGAGGCAGCCGUGAGGGGCGUUCUCGCUGAAGAGAACAUUCAAGGCGACCUGUUUGGUUUCAUCGAGAGGUUGAUUCAGGCCUUUAGCAGGACGCGGGACACUGUGUCCAGCGAGCCACUCGCGGGGAGUCCGCAAAGCCAGCCCUCCAGACCGCUUACGGACGCCCAUACAGCGAUGAAGAAACUUAGGGGCUCACCCGUCGAGUCCCUGAAACAGCUCGCUGAAGUUGACACUUCGGCCUUGGCAAUACACAUCGCCAAUGAAGUACCGGAUGCAAACAUUACACACGAGCAUCCUACUGUCACAGCAGCCGCAUCACAACUCGAGAAGCAUCUUGCAAAGGACUUUCCAACUCUCGCCUUCAGAGCUAAGCUGCGACGUCGUGUCAACCCUGCGCCUCAUAUUAAGCUCGCAGGGAUAUCAUCGCCGAAAGAUCGAAAAGGGACAUCAACUAGCUUUGGCGCGCCAGAGCUUGGGAUUGAUGCACGCGCAGUAUCCAGCUUUCUAGAUGCCCAUGAGGAGUUCGACCUACAGCACUCCAAGCUGGAAUCGCUUCUUUCCAACUCCACCAUAGAUUCGAAGACAUUCGCGAGCCUCGCCAAGGUCCAACGGAUCUUCAAGGUGGCGCCCACAUUUGAGACAACGCAAGCUUUGCUGGAUGAAGGGCUUCACUCAGCCACUCAGAUCGCCAGUAUUGGCCGGCCUCGGUUAAUUACCAGUUUAGCUAAGAAGCCCAGUUUCACUGUGGCCGAAGCCGAGGAGACAUACGCUCGAGCAGCCGACGUCAAGCUUGCGGCGUCCCUCAUCACAGGCAACCUUCAAGGCGCUGCAAACGCUCUGCGUGCUACAGGGGUGUCGGAACCACUCCCACCAGCCAAGCUCGAGGCACUCUUCAAGGAGUUUCCCAAUCUUGCCUCCCUCUUCAAUCUUGGAGAUAUCUGCGCCUGCUCAGAAUGCAUGACGGUGUACAGUCCGUCGGCAUAUCUGGUCGACGUGUUGGAGUUUCUGGGAAACCGAUAUGUGUUAGAAUCUAUUGACGGGCCUGACGCCGGGCGUACCGCGCGAGAUGUCCUGUUCAAGCGCCGCCAGGAUUUGGCAGAGCUAGACUUGAGCUGUGACAAUACCAACGUCACGUUGCCUCUCAUUGACGUUGUGUGCGAACUCUUAGAAGAUAUUGUGGCCCCAGAUGGACUAAGCCCGGGGGCAUUCUCUGGGGCAGUCACUAAGGGCAAGGUCUCCACGGAGUUGCUGCAGUUUCUCCGUGAUGAGUUGAGGCUGCCAUUCACGGCGAACGCCAUCAUUUCUGAUGAAUUCAAUGGAGGAUAUAGGACCGUUCGAGACCAGACCUUUGUCGUGUCACUCAGUUCCAACGACCAGAAAGUUCGCGUUUUGAGGCAAACCUACGGUGACGCUGCUGCUCUGGGCGCAAGUCCCACGUACGUCAACGCUGUGGCAUACGAGCGACUGGCCAACUGCACAUAUCUGCCAAUGCUCCCAUUCAACUUGUUCCUGGAAGAAUGCCGCGCAUACCUGAAGCAACUUGGGGUACCAAGAAUACGGUUGAUGAAAACGCUUGCGCCCAACGCUGCAUAUAACAAUGCGCUGGAAGCUCUCGGGUUCAGUCCGACUGAAGGGGGCCUCAUCACCAACAUUGAUGAGAACGGCCAAGAGAAGUACUGGAACACUGGAGAUCCAGAAACUAUCGUGAGCACGCUCAAAAACGUCCUGACUUUCACCAACGCGGCGCGGAUCGAGUACACCGAAUUGCAAGCGCUCAUCAAUGCCACGGCCUGGCUCAACCCGCCAGCCGAGCCACCACCAAACGCAUCCGUGGAAUCAGUCGGCGUGAUGUUCAUCAAACACAAAGAUAGCACGUGUACUUUGAAGGAGAAAGACAUUGAGGGUCUCGACAUCGCAGCAUUGGACCGUCUGCACCGCUUUCUACGCCUCUGGAAGGGGCUGCUUCGGAACAACAAAGCCGGAUGGACAGUGGCGUUGCUUGACAGAUUAAUCAUAGCACCUAAGUUGGGGACAGGGGAGCUCGGCGGUGACUGUCUUGUGUCCAUUGAGGACGUUGGAGAGUUGGCGAGCCAACUGUCGGCUCAUGUCCGCACCAGCAUCGACGAGGUCGUCAACAUAUUCGCGGGGCUCCCUCUUCAGGGCCAGGGGACAACAUAUGGCUCGGUAUUCCUCAUCACGUCGGCAAAUGGCCCGUUGGACUCAGAUUUUGAACUCCGCAACAUUGCUCUCAACGACUCGGACACACCACCUCCAGUUAUUCCCAGGCUCUCCGAGAAGAGCGAAUACAUCUCACAAUGCCUGAGCAUAACAUCUGUGGAUACUCGGAGCUUAAUUGAACUGAUCUCAAAACCUCAGCCUGAUUCAAUUCUGACACUCGGCAACCUGUCAAGAAUGUACGCCAUCGUUUCAAUCAGCAGACGAUGCAAUAUCUCUGUCGCCGAGUAUGGCAUCUUCUCAAAGCUCAGCAGCCUAGACCCCUUGUCCACAACGACGAGUCUCUCGACUUUCGCCAGCAUGGUUUCGAAUGUGCAGUCACUAGGACUUUCCGGCUCCGACCUUGACUUCCUCACACAGCCGCCCACGGCCGAGCCCUUGCCACAAGAGAUACCCGACGCAACCGUUGCUCAGCUCCUGACCUCGUUGCAGCUAAAAUACGCCGAGGUCCAGGCCGCUGGCAAGUCACCGUUUGACGAUACGUUGCCCGCGGCGGAGAAUCAGCCCAGCGCACUCGAUCUCCUCGCGCAAAUCAAAGGGAUCUCGCAGCUCGACCUUUCUCAGUUUAAAAAAAUGCUCACCGGCGAGUUCAAUGCUGCCGAAGGGUCAUCGUUGAUCACGGCCAAACUCCACGGUAACAUCUCCUACGAUGCAGAAGCCAACAUCACUCAAGCACAGCGUGCUCUAGCAGCCGACCCUGGGAGUGAAACUCUGAAGAAGGAGCUCGUCAAGGUUCUGUGUGAGGCUCUGAGUGACCAAUUUGCUUUGUUUCAGCGCGAAAAUGCCCUCGCAGACGUCUUGCAGUACUUUGAACUGAAAGCAGAGGUGACCGCAGUAUUGUUGGAUAAGAUCAGGUCGCUGAAGACAUUGCUAGACAAGGAUAUCGCUACCGGAAAUGUGACGAAAGUGGGAUUCCCUCUGCAAUACAGGGCUAUUUACUUGCUGCACAAAUUGGCAUUCCUCCUUGGCAAGAUUGAGCUCUCCGAGACAGAUGCCGCCUGGCUUCUUGACAAGGCUCCCAUCCUAGGCUGGGCGGACCUUGGAACUCUUCCAGUCGAUGCUUCACAUGCUCCUGUUAGAUGGGAACUGUGGUUGGCUCUACUGAACUACCUGUCGGCGAUACAGGGAUCUGACUUCCCUAUGGUCAAGAAUCCAGAGAACAAGACAGCACCGUUCACACUGAACGGUCUAUUUGAUCUGGUCCUGAACCCUGGGAGCGAGCUCGAGACCGUGUCCAAAUACCUCAGCAAGCUACUUCCAAGCGAUGAAGCCAUCACUUCCGACCUGAUAGCUCAUUUUGGAUAUACAGUGGGAAACCUAAGGCAAACCUCUCAGCUUCAGCUCCUCGAGUCGGCCGCAAAGAUGGUACGCCAGUCGAGCCUGGAGACAUCCGUUGCUAUUGCUCUGGCUGAAGCCGAAACUCCGGGCAGUCGAGACGUUGUCUCAGCACGGGAUACUCUGAAGUCUCGGUACACAGUACAAUCAGAUUGGUUUGAUGUCCUGAAGACCAUCCAAGAUCCGCUGCGAAUCAGAAAACGAGACGGGCUCAUCGAUUUUAUUCUAGCAUCCAAUAAAGCGACACUCACCUCAGCCAAGGAUAUUUCCGAGCUGCUGCUGAUGGAUGUCGAAAUGAGCACGGAGACGCUAACGUCUCGCAUCAUUCAAGCCCAUCAGUCCGUCCAGCAGUUUUCCCAACGCUUACUUAUGGGUCUGGAGCCAACCCCGAUCGCCGGUGAUGACCCUUUCUGGUCCCAUUGGACGGAGAUGUCACAAUACCGUGUCUGGGAGGCUAACAAGAAGGUGUUCCUCUAUCCUGAGACGUGGAUCGAGCCGGAGCUGCGAGACAACAAGUCCGAACUCUUCGUGGAGGUGGAGGAAAAGCUCAAGAAAGAACCCAUGACGCCGGCCAAUGUGGAGCUUGUAGUCGCCGGAUACCUCAAUGGCCUUGAGCAUAUUGCGGACCUCGAAGUGAUGUCGACAUUCUACGAGGUUCCUGUCUCUACCUUGCACGUCUUUGCGAGAACCAAGGGUGGUGAUCCGCGUGACUACUACCAUCGGGCCCUCGUCUAUGAAGCCGACUGGAGCCCUUGGGAAAGAUUAGACGACGUGGGAAUUUCUGGGAACCAUCUGCUGAGCUUUAAGAGGAACAACCGCCUUGCCGUCGCAUGGCCGACAUUCACUCUGGAACAAGAUCCUGUGCAGCAACAGACGCCGCCAUCCAUUCCGGAUCCGAACAACCUCGUGGACAAUAGCGCUGUAUCGAGGAGACAGAGGCUGAAGAUCCAGCUGUCAAUCAGCACCAAAAACCCAGAUACUGGGAAGUGGUCAACCGCGCUCAUGUCCCAGGAUGGAGUGAUGUGGCCGGGGCCAGGCGACAUAUACGCAGCGGCAGAGACAUUCCCCGAGUUUCUCAACGAGUCCAUUAGCCUACAGUACAUCGAUCUAGAGGGCAACCUGGGCCAAAUGAUUCUGGUCUGCGAGAACACGACGGGCCGGGGUACCUACACUGGCGCCGCCAAGGUCAUCGGCGUCUUCAACCUCGCUGGCUGUAAAGGAUACCCUGAACCGUUCCACUUCGGAUUGUUGAGUGGCGAGACAUAUCCACAGUUGGGAUUUUUAACAUUUCCCCAAUUUCGAAACACAUCGUUCGUGGAGCAACGAUUCCGGAAGAGCAGGAAUCUCGCCACUACCUCUAAAUCUGACUUGGCCAUCCGGACGAUGCUGGACGGGGGUUCGUUUGCCUCCAUUCUCGGCACUGAGUAUGGUCGGUUCGCGGUCACUCACCCAACGCAACUCACCGUCAUCGAUCGCGCCUUUGUCGGCCUGCAAAUGUACUCCCUGGGUAAAGCCAAGGCAAAAUACAACAAUGCCUUCAUAGCGUCCUCGUAUCGGGCGUUCAUACUUCCACAAGGCACCUUCCUUCCAUACUUUGUGAACGACUCCUCUACGCGCGGUUACUUUGUCCUCCCCGGCUACGAGAGCUCCACCAAAGGGGACACCAACUUUCGCACGGCUUCCGACACAUUCGAAUUCUUCAACAAAGUGAUCAAACUAGCGUUGAAGUGGAUUGAUGCGUACUACAAUCUAUACAACAGGAACAUCAAGCUCCUCCGACAAAAGCUGAACGAGGAUGAGGAUUACCAGAUACUGAAGAAGGAGUUCUUGUCCGUCUACUUCAACGCUGAGGUCUCCACGGACAUGAAAUUCAGGGCUGGCAAAGCAAAUCUGGCAAGCUUCUACCAUCCGCUGGUGUGCCUGUUGAAGUCGAAGCUCUACAACGGGGGAAUGCCCGAGCUUCUAGCGCGGAAAACACAACUCUCGGUAACCGACUUCGACUUCAAGAAGUCGUAUGACCCCCAGGAGUACGUCAGGAUGCCGUAUCCACAAGAGAACCUCGACUUCUCGCUGUCCGGUCCGUAUUCCGGCUACAACUGGGAGCUCUUCUUCCACCUGCCCUUCCAGAUCGCCGCCGCGUUUAGCGCUGAUCGUCAGUUCGAAGCGGCACGAAACUGGUACCACUACAUCUUCAAUCCACAGGGCGCCGACAUGGAAGACCCGUCGACGGGGCCCGACAGAGCAACGGCGCCGCAGAAGCGGUACUGGCAUACUAACCCCUUCUUCAGGAUGCAGGUCAAGGAUUAUACAGAGCAACUCAUUGAUGGUCUGCUCAGAGAGGUCGCCGCUGACCCGGAGGGGUUCUCUCUGAGGGACGCACUCAAAACGCAGAUCCAGCUCUGGAGAACAAACCCCUUCGCACCUCAUGUGAUUGCCCGCACUCGACCGGUAGCGUAUCAGAUGGCUGUAGUGAUGAAGUAUAUUCAGAAUCUGAUUGAUUGGGGUGAUCAGUUGUUUACGCAACUCACGCGGGAGACGAUUACCCAGGCCUCGACGCUCUACAUGGUGGCCGAGAAACUCUUGGGCCCCAAGCCACGCGUUGUGCCUCCUGCUAUUCCGGUCCCAGCUAGGAACUACCAGGAGCUUUCAAGUAGCAUUGACUUGCUGGGGAAUGCUUUGCUCCGGAUAGAGAACUUAGUUCCUGAUCUUGGCUCCCUGCCUCACCACGGACAAGAGCUCCCGGACAACCCGCCGUUCUCCUCCUUGUACUUCGGCAUCCCACCAAACACCAAGAUGCUGGAGAUGUGGGACCUCGUGGCCGACCGUCUCUUCAAGAUCCGCCACAGCCAGGACAUCAACGGUAGUUUUGUGUCUCUGGCUCUGACCUCGCCGCCGAUCGACCCCGGGGCACUAGUGCGAGCAUUGGCUUCCGGGGUAUCACUGCAGGAUGUCAUAUCUGGCCUUAAUGCCCCGCUGUCGCAUUACCGCUUCGGCUACAUGCUGCAGCGAGCGCAAAGCCUAACUGAAAUGGUAGUCUACCUGGGCGGUCAGCUCCUAGGAGUGCUGCAAAAACGCGACGAGGAGAGCCUGGCCAGGCUCCGUAAUGGCAGUGAACUCACCGUCCUGAAGGCCGUGAGAGAGGUCAAGAUUCUAGCCAUUUCCCAUAACGAAGCUACCGUCGAGGCGCUAAGCGCAUCUAGGGCAGCGGCGGAGGAGCGGAAGGCCUACUACGAAGGACUCGCCAAAGCGGGCCUGAAUUCAGACGAGAAGAGGAGCUUGACGGUCAAGGCGGAGACAUACGACGAUGACGACGACAUGCACGGGGGCUACAUUGCCGCGGAGGUGUUUCAUUACGUCCCCAACGUCAGUGUCGGCAUCGCUGGCUUCGGCGGGUCGCCCAACGUGUCCGCGUCUUAUGGCGGGAGCAACCCGGCCUCGGCUAUUGCGGCCCUGAUGAGCGCCAAAGCCUGUCGCCGAAGCAGUAAGGAGACAACCGCCCAGCUCGCCGCGACGGCGGCUAGCUACAUCCGACGGGGAGAGGAUUGGGGUUUCCAGAAGCGACUCGCCGAGAAGGACAUUGCUCACAUCGACAAGCAGAUCGCGGCGGCCAACGUUUCGGGAGAGAUGCUAAAAGCCGAGCGGGAUGCACACGACACCAACAUAAAUGAGGUGGCUACGGCGGAAGCCUACCUGCGGUCCAAGUUUACCAAAACAGAGCUGUUCGAAUGGGCCGUCGGUCGCACAUCGGCGACAUACUUCCAGGCAUACCAGCUCGCAUUCCGCAUGGCCAAGCGCGCCGAGCGUUGCCUGCAAUUGGAGCUCGGCGAUUUCUCGAGCGCGUCUCUGAUCAAACCGGGCUAUUGGGAUAGCCUGCGAAGUGGUCUACUCGCCGGCGAGGAGCUGCAGCUCGACCUGGGACGCCUCGAGGCGGCGCACACGGAACGACACGCCCGCGAGUUGGAACUGACCAAGUCUGUGUCCCUGGCUCGGCUGGAUCCCAUUGCGCUGCUGGCGCUCCGUACUUCUGGCAAGUGCAUCUUCUCCCUCCCGGAGGCGAUCUUCGACCUCGACCACCCAGGCCACUACUUCCGCCGCACCAAGACCAUCGCCAUCUCCAUCCCCUGCGUCGUUGGGCCAUUCACCUCCGUCUCGGCGACGCUGCGCCUGCUCUCAAGCCGGUACCGUGCCAAACCCACGCGACCGGACUCGUAUGCGGAGACGCCCGGGAGCGAUGACCGCUUCGUGUAUAACGUGACGCCGCCGCCCGUCAUGACGGUCGCGUCGUCGGCAGUCAACGACGCCGGCGUGCACGACCUCCGCCCAGACGAUCCGCGCUACCUGCCGUUCGAGUACUCGGGCGUGCUAGGCACGUAUGCGCUAGAGCUGCCGCCAGUGCAGCAGUUUGACUACGCAUCAGUGGCAGACGCAAUCCUAACCAUCUCGUACAUGGCACGGGAUGGAGGCAGCAGGCUGCGGACAGCAGCGACGCCCGCGCCGGUGGCGGGCGCUGCGGGGGUGGCCAUGCGGACAGCGUUUCCCGUGGAGUGGAAUGCGCUCAAGGCUGGGCGUGCCAUUGAGCCGGUUCUCGUGAGCCGCGGUCGGCUGCCGCACUGGGCUGUUGUGCAGGGGCGGACGGCGAUGGUGAAGGAGACGGUUUGGUGUGCGAUCCCUGUCGAGGGUGUUGACCUGGAAGGCCUCGUUGUCAGUGUGGCGGACACAGACGUUAUGUUCGAGAAAGCCGGAGAAGAGGAUUAUUAUUGGAAGGGGACGCUAGGGGCUGGAAAGGUCAAGUAUGGAGAGAAGGUCAAGAUUGAAUGGAAGGACGAGGCAGAUACGGGGAGAGUCGGGGAGCUCAUUUGCGUUGUUAGCUUUGAUGUUAAGGAGCCCACUGAGUAA